UUCAGGAUCUCAGUCACACUAAUCUGACUUCUGGAGAGCGUGUAGAUUUGACCCCAGUAUGGGAUCUUACUGAAUCUGAUAUCCGAUCAGUUCUCACAUGGGUUAAAUUAGUUUAAGUAUGUUAUACAUUUUAUAAAUUUAAAAUGACUAAAUGAUAGAAAGUUGUCUUGCUUUGCUUUCUGAAAUUUGAACCAAUUUACAAGUUGGAGAAUCCAACUACAUUUUCAUCUCUUUAUCAAUCACUAUGUUAGUUUAUCUAAAGAGGCUUUUUAUGAAUUAAGUUUGGAAAAAUUUGCAGAAUUUUAUAUCAAACAGGAAUAAAUUUGCAGACAUAAUUAGACGCUGCACUUCAAACACUGCUGAUCCUUCACCAUGUCUUGGAGCGCGCACAGAGAUGAAUUUGUCUUGUUCUCUCCUGUUUAAAAAAUAUAUUUCUAUUUGCUCACUUGUGCCAAUGUAACCUGAAAUACUGAUAAACUCAUAUACACAGAGAGCUUGUUUACAUCAACCACAUUUAACAAUCAGGUGCUGAAGGUGAGUCCUGCUGGUUCUUCUUAGGCAGCAGUAACCAGUCUUACCUCCUAACACAGGAGCAGGAGAGGAAGAGAGAAGUAGGAGACAGAAAACAAAACCACUCCAGAGUCACAGUGAUCAAGACUACUCAGAUCUGUUGAUGAUGUUCUUGAAUCUCCCUUUAAUAAAAUAGAACCUGUAGCUGAGGCUGGCCUGCUUCAGUCAAACAAAUGAAAGAGAAACUGCUUACAUUUUAGACAGACAUCAGUUUAAUUUUCCACCAUGAUUUCAUUUUCUUUCUUUUUUUUACUGUCUGAGUUUUUGUUAUUAGUUUUAAUUUGUUUCAUUUUUUUCCUUAAAAAAAUAUUUAUUUUUUAUUUUUUGCAUUGCUCUAUUUCUAUUAUACAGCAUUUUGGGUUAAUUAAAACAGUUAAGAUGCACGUUUUCUCUGAUCAGAACAUGAACCGUUGUAAAAUGAAGUAUGGUCUCAUAAAAAUAACUGUUGAUUUUUAAAUUGAAUUUUCCUCAAUUCCGUUUCUUGACAGCACAAACCUAAACCAAAAUACACAUUGGUAAAAACAGUAACACAAAAAUCAUCAGAAGACACUUUGCAGGUCAAAAACAAAUUAGACUCCUACAAUAUAUGUAUCUCCUAAAUAAUAAUUAUAUCAAAAUGACUUAAAAAUUACCCCUAAAACUCUUUACAAUGUGGACUUGAGGAUAAAAUAGCUGAUCAAUCAUCAGAAUAUAGAUUAUUAAUGAUUUUUAACAUAUUUUCCCAUCAUUCUGGGGAAAAAGGUAUUAAUGAAAUCAUGACAUCAACACAUUAUCCUUCUUUGGUUUCCCGGAUCUUCACUUUGCUUUAAAUCUUUGUCUUUAGUCCUACCCACAUGUGCAUGACUGAGAGUCACAGCCUGUCCCCACCUUCAGAUCCUGCGCUCAGAUUAAAGGAUCAUUCCGCCCUGCAGGAUCUCCUGCUUCCCUCCACCUGAUCUCCAUGGAGAUGGACUGCCAUGCUUAUGAGCUAGACUCCAUAGAUGUCCCUCCUCUCACCCCAACCAGUAAGGAUGUCCUGAGCCAGGCUGUUCAGGCCAGUUUCUCUGGUUUUGCCCAGGAGAUUAUCAACCACCACUUUCCACAGGAUCCAAGCUUGUGGUCAGAAUGGGAGGUGAGCCACUGGUUGGACUGGUGCCAGGCUGAGUUCGGCCUCCACGGCUCAGAGCUGAGGGGUCUGCAGGGCAGCCAGCUGUGUGGGCUGGACAGGGAGGCCUUCCUGGGCCUGAUGGCCGACUGCACUGCAGGAGAGAUCCUGUGGGAGCACCUGGAGACCCUGAGGAGGGAGAACGACCAUAACUUCAGCUCUUCAUUAAGCAGCAGCAGAGCGUCAUGUUCCUACCAGCUUCAGCACACAGAGAACUACUCACACUACAUCCAGGAUCAACAGAAUGAGACACUUCACUAUCAUUCAGCUGACAGCUCAGACCUCCACACUCUGGAUCCAGUUCCUGCCCCACAUGAAGGUCACCGUCUGAUGAAUGCAGAGGAAUCCAGAAGGACCAUCAGUUCUGCUUUUCUGAUACCAGAAAUAUACAGAGAAACACCCUUGGAGGAGAGGGCUGCUGCCACCGUCAGCCCACGGGCUUUGACUGCUCCACUCACUGAUUUAGAGCCUCUGGACGACAGAGUGCCUGAUGAUGCCUUCAUGCUGCAUCAGAAACACGGGAGUUUCAAAGACUAUGUAGGCAGCAAAACACAUGUGGGCAAAGCUGUGAUACCAGCAUCCAUUUUAGCUGGUUACACUGGUAGUGGACCAAUCCAGCUGUGGCAGUUUCUGCUGGAGCUCCUAACAGAUCGCAGCUGUCAGUCCUGCAUCAGCUGGACUGGAGAUGAGUGGGAAUUCAAGCUGACCGACCCUGAUGAGGUAGCUCUGCUUUGGGGAAAGAGGAAAAACAAACCCAAAAUGAAUUAUGAGAAACUCAGUCGGGGCCUGCGCUACUACUACGACAAGAACAUCAUCCGCAAGACAGCCGGCAAGCGCUACGUCUACCGCUUUGUGUGCAACCUGCAGGGCCUGCUGGGAUACGAGCCUGGGGAGCUGCACGCCAUGUUGGACGUCAGCAGCAAGAUGAGGUCAGGAAGGCAAUAA
Xiphophorus hellerii (green swordtail) is the source of this 2659-nucleotide messenger RNA. Its product is annotated as protein C-ets-2-like. The coding region runs from base 1511 to 2659 and encodes 382 amino acids. NCBI's taxonomy places the organism in Eukaryota, Metazoa, Chordata, Actinopteri, Cyprinodontiformes, Poeciliidae. Gene Ontology annotation, molecular function: sequence-specific DNA binding; DNA-binding transcription factor activity, RNA polymerase II-specific. The transcript is spliced from 8 exons. Gene Ontology annotation, biological process: cell differentiation; regulation of transcription by RNA polymerase II. Gene Ontology annotation, cellular component: nucleus. The record is from RefSeq and is a predicted model, not a curated record.